Messenger RNA from Octopus sinensis (East Asian common octopus), 924 nucleotides. RefSeq names its product GPI ethanolamine phosphate transferase 3-like. Gene Ontology annotation, cellular component: endoplasmic reticulum membrane. Gene Ontology annotation, molecular function: mannose-ethanolamine phosphotransferase activity. The record is from RefSeq and is a predicted model, not a curated record. Bases 1 to 924 code for a protein of 307 amino acids. The transcript is spliced from 5 exons. Gene Ontology annotation, biological process: GPI anchor biosynthetic process. Lineage: Eukaryota; Metazoa; Mollusca; Cephalopoda; Octopoda; Octopodidae.
AUGCUUAAUGGUCCCUACCUUAGACGCUAUAACGAAGUGUUCAAAUGCUUGCAUUUACAUCUAUGUCGCCAAUAUGGAAUUAAAAAGUCAAAAAAAUUAAAAACCCAUUUAGUCCAAUCCGUUAUCACCAAUGAAUUUGUAGAAAUCCGAGUCGAUACAAACCUCCCGACUGAUAAUGCUAUUCCGAAUAACAUGCCAGACAUAUUUGUUCAUGCAACACAAUUACUCCUAUCGAGCAAAAUUAAAUCCGUCAUUGACAAUGAGACAAUUUUAUUUGUAUUUGGCGAUCAUGGAUCAGUUCCUAAUGGAUCUCACGGAGAUGGGGAAGGAGAAGAAAAAACUGCUUUAUUUGUUUACAGUAAAAAAAAUCUUUCUGCAAAUCACUAUUCAACAACUGAAUUAAAUCAAAUUGAGCAGGAUAGUUUUACUCCAACAUUGGCAGCUUUACUUGGUGUUCCAAUCCCUUUUCAGAAUCUUGGUUCGGUAAUUAAUGAACUUACAAACCCAGGAAAAAAUAUUGAUAUUAUCAGAAAUAAUGCUUUACAAAUUUUGACAUUUUAUGAGUCUCUCCAGGCAAAAGAAAUAAUAUCAAAGUAUAUAAAAGAAGCAGAAUUUCAAUAUUUAUCAAAAAAUUAUUCAGAAGCAUCCAAUUUAUAUUAUCGUUUUAUGAAUGAAACCAAGAAAUCAAUUUACAAGAAAUGGAGAAUUUGUGAUACUCAAAUAACAAUUCAAUGCUUUAUUUAUUCAUUAUAUCUUAUUUAUCCGAUAAUUUGUAUUACCGAUAACAAAUUUGUCCCUUCUACGCUUCGAUGUCUAUUAAUCGGUAUUUUAGUUUAUUUCCAAUCUUAUCUUCCUUCGUCUUUUUUUGUUCCAUCAAGCAUUUGCAUAUUUGUACUGCUCACUAUUUCCAAUAUCUUCAACUGA